Molecule: messenger RNA, 883 nt
Organism: Drosophila persimilis
Lineage: Eukaryota; Metazoa; Arthropoda; Insecta; Diptera; Drosophilidae
Product: serine protease 1
Exons: 1
Coding region: 4-822 (272 amino acids)
Biological process (GO): proteolysis
Molecular function (GO): serine-type endopeptidase activity
Source: RefSeq, a predicted model, not a curated record
AACAUGCAGCUGUUUGUUUUCCUUGCUUUGGCUUUGGCUGUGGCCGUGGCCAGCGCCGUGCCCACCGAGGUGGCCAACAAGCCCGUUCCCGUGAGGGACAUGCCAAGUGCGGCGAAGAUCCAGGGUCGGAUCACCAACGGCUAUCCGGCAUACGAGGGCAAGGUGCCGUAUAUCGUGGGCCUGAGCUUCAACGACAACUACUGGUGCGGUGGCUCGAUCAUUGGCCACAACUGGAUCCUCACCGCCGCCCACUGCACGAGAGAGGCCAACCACGUGCUGAUCUACUACGGCGCCAGCUUCCGCCACGAGGCCCAGUUCACCCACUGGGUGAGCCGCGAUGACAUGAUCUCGCAUCCCGACUUCAACGACCAUCUGAACAACGACAUCGGCCUGAUCCGCACUCCUCACGUUGACUUCUGGUCGCUGGUGAACCGCGUGGAGCUGCCCAGCUACAACGAUCGCUACAACAGCUUCGCCGGCUGGUGGGCAGUGGCCUCCGGCUGGGGGCACACCUCCAACGACAGCGGCAUGUCCAACUACCUGAACUGCGUCGACGUCCAGCUGAUGGACAACAACGACUGCCGCAACGUAUACGGCGAUAGCUACAUCACCGACAACACCAUCUGCAUCCAGACCCACGGCGCCCAGUCCACCUGCAACGGCGACUCCGGCGGUCCACUGGUCCUCCACGAGGGCAACCGCAUCGUGGGCAUCACCUCCUUCGGCCACUGGAACGGCUGCACGGCCGGCGAGCCCGCAGGCUUUACCCGCGUCACCGGCUACCUCGACUGGAUCCGCGACCACACUGGCAUUUCCUACUAGUCGCAUACGACUCGCAUACGAGUAACUGCAAUAAAUCAAUGAGUAUCAGCAAUAAUAAGUA